UCUCUAUCUCUUCUCUAAGUAUAGCUUUGGUUUGCAUAUCAAAAUGAGAAGCUUAGGGAAGCUGGGGCAAUUGCCCCUACUUGCAGCUGCUUUGGCAAUUUGCUUAGCAGCCAGCACUGUUUUUGCUGAUUACUCCUAUGGUUAUACUUCUCCCUCACCUUCUUACAGCUCUAACAAGUACUACAAAUCACCAUCUCCAUCUAAGUAUAAUGUGCCUACUCCUUACUACAAGAAACCUGUUGAAUAUUCACCAUCACACAAAUACUACAAAGCACCUGUACCUUCCAAGCACAACUACUACAAGUCUCCAUCGCCAGCAAAAUAUUACAAAUCGCCUACUCCUUCAAAGCAUUACUACAAGUCGCCAAUUGCUAAGAAGUAUUACAAGUCACAUACUCCUUCGAAGCAUCACUACAAGUACCCAGUUCCAUCAAAGCAUUACUACAAGUCGCCAUCGCCAGUAAAGUACUACUACAAAUCACCAUCGCCGGUUAAGCACUACUACAAGUCCCCAACUCCUUCAAAGUACUACUAUAAGUCACCAUCGCCAGUAAAGUACUACAAGUCACCAACUCCUUCAAAGCAUUACUACAAGUCACCAGCGCCGGUAAAGUACUAUUACAAGUCCCCAACUCCUUCAAAGCACUACUACAAGUCCCCAACUCCUAAAUACUACAACUCACCAUCACCAACGAAAUAUUACAAGUCACCAGUUUACUACAAAUCUCCACCACCACCAGCUUAUUAUGAAAAAUCACCUUCAUACUACAAAUCACCUCCACCUCCACCACCAAAAUAUUACGAGGAAUCACCAACUAAUUAUAAGUCUCCACCUCCACCCUACUAUGAAUCUCCACCACCUCCGCCAAAGACCUAUGAACAACCACCAUCAUACUACUCACCUCCACCACCUACGAAGUACGAGCCAUCAACCACCUAUGCUUCACCUCCACCACCAACGAACUACGAAGAACAAGCACCCACCUAUGCCUCACCUCCACCACCUACGGAGUACGAGCCAUCAACCACCUAUGCUUCACCUCCACCUCCAUCACCAUCUCCCCCACCAACCUAUAACUAGUAUUCAAAUCCUUCAUUUCAAUAUUUUUCCACCAUUUCUCUGACUUUAUAACUCAUUUUCAUCCUCCUAUUUGGAGCAUUUCUAUUUCCUCUGCCAAAAUUUGUUUGUAUGCUUUCGAAAAUGAUGGACUUUGCUU
Messenger RNA from Solanum tuberosum (potato), 1217 nucleotides. RefSeq names its product extensin-3-like. Lineage: Eukaryota; Viridiplantae; Streptophyta; Magnoliopsida; Solanales; Solanaceae. The transcript has a single exon. Bases 44 to 1081 code for a protein of 345 amino acids. The record is from RefSeq and is a predicted model, not a curated record.